Molecule: messenger RNA, 1012 nt
Organism: Nannospalax galili (Upper Galilee mountains blind mole rat)
Lineage: Eukaryota; Metazoa; Chordata; Mammalia; Rodentia; Spalacidae
Gene: Pcsk1n
Product: proprotein convertase subtilisin/kexin type 1 inhibitor
Exons: 3
Coding region: 108-887 (259 amino acids)
Biological process (GO): negative regulation of endopeptidase activity
Molecular function (GO): endopeptidase inhibitor activity
Source: RefSeq, a predicted model, not a curated record
CUCCUGGGUGUGCGCAGCCGCAUAGCGCCGCGGCUGUUCCCACUAAUCCCGGCGCUGCGCACUUGCCAGCCAGUUCGCCUGUCCGGAGCCCGGCUCGCUGGAGCAGCAUGGCGGGGUCGCCGCUGCUCUGCGGGCCGCGGGCCGGGGGCGUCGGCAUUUUGGUGCUGCUGCUCUUGGGUCUCCUGCGGCUGCCUCCUGCUCUGUCCACACGGCCGGUAAAGGAGCCCCGCAGCAGCCUGAGUGCAGCAUCGGUGCCCAUGGCUGAGACGGGUGCUCCCCGCCGCUUGCGACGGGCGGUGCCCCGAGGAGAGGCGGCGGGAGCGGUGCAGGAGCUGGCGCGGGCGCUGGCGCACCUGCUGGAAGCUGAGAGGCAGGAACGCGCGCGGGCAGAGGCUCAGGAGGCGGAGGAUCAGCAGGCACGUGCCCUGGCGCAGCUAUUGCGCUUCUGGGGCUCCCCGCGUGCCUCAGACCCGCCGUUGGCUCUGGACGACGACCCUGAUGCUCCCGCUGCACAACUCGCCCGCGCCCUGCUUCGCGCUCGUCUUGACCCCGCCGCCCUCGCAGCCCAGCUUGUCCCUGCGCCCGCCGCUGCGCUGCGACCCCGGCCCCCAGUGUACGACGACGGUCCCACGGGUCCGGAUGUGGAGGACGCCGGCGACGAGACACCGGACGUGGACCCAGAGCUGCUGAGGUAUUUGUUGGGGCGGCUCCUCACUGGAAGCACGGAACCCGAGGCCGCAGCGGCCCCGCGCCGCCUCCGCCGUGCUGCCGACCAGGAUUUGGGGCCGGAGGUGCCUCCUGAGGGUGUGCUGGGGGCACUGCUGCGUGUGAAACGCCUGGAAAAUACAGCGCCCCAGGCACCUGCGCGCCGCCUCCUGCCUGCCUGAGCUCUGCAGUAUCCCGCGCUUCCUGGAGUGCAGGAGCGCUCCAGCAUGCCAUACUCCCCCGCCAGCACCCCAGCACCCCUAAGAUUCCCAAACCCUGACCCUUCAAUAAAUGCGAUCUAAGCAGC